AUGGUGUCAGUCAUUGAGGGACCGUUCCGAGAGCUGGAAAGCAAAGUGCAAGGGGUAUUUUCAGGGGGGCUUGCUAGCUACCUUUCCAACUCCCUUCUCAGUGGCUUCGCUACAGGAGCCUCCCUGACCAUUCUCACAUCCCAGUUCAAGUACCUUCUAGGCCUGAGGAUCCCCAGGCCUCAGGGCUGGUUCACCCUGUUCAAGACCUGGUACAGCCUGCUCACCAACCUGAGCAACACCAACAUUUGUGACCUGGUGACCAGUUUGGUGUGUUUGCUGAUACUGAUACCUACCAAAGAGCUCAACAAUCGAUUCAAAGCCAAGCUUAAGGCUCCCAUUCCCUUCGAGCUCUUUGUGGUGGUAAUUGCAACAGUGGCUUCUCACUUUGGCCGCUUCGACACCGACUACGGGUCGGGGGUGGCUGGUGAUAUCCCCACUGGCUUCCUCCCUCCCCAGCUGCCGAUGUGGACUCUGAUCCCCAGCGUUGCUGUUGAUGCCUUCUCCAUUGCCAUCGUGGGGUUUGCCAUCACCGUCUCACUGUCGGAGAUGUUUGCCAAGAAGCACGGCUACACAGUGGACGCCAACCAGGAGUUGUACGCCAUUGGCUUCUGCAACAUCCUGCCAUCGUUCUUCCACUGCUUCACCACCAGCGCUGCGCUGACUAAGACCCUCGUCAAGGAGUCAACAGGGUGCCAGACGCAGAUAUCUGGGCUGGUCAGCGCCCUUGUCCUGCUUCUGGUGCUGUUGGUUAUCGCACCGCUCUUCUACUCCCUUCAAAAAUGUGUAUUAGCAGUCAUCAUCCUGGUUAACCUUCGCGGAGCUUUACAAAAGUUUACCGACAUUCCCAGCAUGUGGCGUGUCAACCGCAUCGAUACCUCUAUCUGGCUGAUCACAAUGGCAACCUCGGCGCUGGUCAACACAGAGCUAGGUCUGCUUGUGGGGGUUUUGGUGUCAGCCCUGUGCGUCCUGGGCCGAACCCAGCGAGCCCAGGUACUGGAGCUUGGCCGGGCCACAACUAGGGAGCAUUAUGAGGACCUGUCGUCUUACCACGGCCUUUGGACACAUCCCGGAGUAGCUGUUUUUAGAUACGAGGCUCCAAUCUAUUACGCCAACCAGAGAUUGUUCAAAAAAUCUCUCUACAGGUGUGCAGGGCUUGAUCCUGUGAAGGAGAAAACCCGGCUUAUGAAGUUCAAGAGGAAGAACAAACAGCAGGGAGACGUUGCACGAGUCCCAAAUAAAAAUUCAAGGGAUUUGGAGGGUGCCGGUAAAGAGGAUGGGUUUGAAGCUGGUGCGACUGUAACCUCAAUGCUCAACAAUAAAUCUUCCCGUAGCUUACACAGCUUGGUGAUCGACUGCAGCGCCAUCUUGUUUCUAGAUACUGCUGGAGUGAAUGCUCUGAAAGAGGUCUUCAAAGAUUAUGAAGAACUUGGGAUCAAGGUUGUCCUGGCCCAGUGUAAUAUCUCAGUGCAGGACUCACUGGAAAGAGGGGGAUACUACCCAGUCAAAAAAGGAUGUGAUGGAGGAGAAAACAAAAUGAUGUUCUUUACCAUUGCAGACGCCGUCUACUACGUCCAAAGCCUCUCACCUAACAGAGAUUAUGACAGAAAAUGCUAAAAAAAAAAAAAACAAUCUGCAUUCAUGCAGUCGUCAAUCUCACAUAAUCCAAGAAUGUGCCUUGAAAUACCUGCACCUACCUGACCUGUUUUAAGAGCCAAUCUGCACUGCCAGACUUGCUCAAAUACACUUCAACCAACCAAAGUGAAAAAUGCCGACUUUAAGCAUAAUAGUAGCACAAUUUCCUAGUAAGCUUGCCUGAACCUGCCAGACCGUCAAUGCUACAUAAUUGCGGCAGACAAUUCUUUAUUUAAUUCUGUUUUCAGUAGUUACAUAGUCAAAGCAUUUUUAAAUGUUUAAAAUGUAAAAGUUUGUAUUUUAGUUGCAAUGAAGUUGUGAGAGACAGUGAAAAUUGCAAAAAAAAAGUUACCAAAAAGGUUGGAUGCUGCAAAUGUUGGUAAAAUAUGAAAAUGGAAGGUGGAUUUAAGACAAAAACAAUAAUUUAUUGAAUUAAUCAAAUUUGAACAUACUGUAUGUGUCAGUGGCUUGCUGAUCUUUUCUGUGUUAGUUAAUUUCCUAUCGUGGCCUGGGACACAUUCAUAUGGCAACCCUAAAGCGCUUAUUGUACUUUAACUUAUCAUUGCACUUACAACAACAAGCGUAGCCGUGCUCAAUUUAGGUCAUCGUGUACGUCUCAUCUCCGGUCGUACCUGCAUCCACCGUGUGUGUGUGUUUGUGUGUGUGUUGAGGAACUGAGUAGUAGCCCCACUGCAGAGAGCCAACGGCAUUGAAACAGCAGUCGCUUUCAGCAACUUUAGAGUUAAAAAAAAGACAUUACAGCGUACAUUAAUGUUAAAAUGUAUACAGGUUGGCAGGACGGUCAGACUUGUUUUGCUGUACGUUUUGUUGGUAAAUGUGAGAUCUUUGAGUCACACAUAUUUCACUCCCGCUUGGUCAGUGGCUCUCAUAGUCACAUACUGAUGCAAAUUAUGGCACGUGGGACUGCUGGGAUUGGUUGGAGUUGCAGAGAACUCCAGUUAUUGGUCAAAUUUGCAGAAAAGUUGCAGUGAUUUGUCAAAAUUACAAGUCGCACCAAAUUCAUGGUGACUGGUUGAAUUUGCGUAAAUUGUUGCGAUUGCGACAUUGAAAAAUCGUGGAAGGACUGAUUACGAUACGUCAAAACUUCACAAUGGGCUACAUCUGUACCUCACUUUGUGCAAUAAAGAAAAUUUUGCUCACAGACAUCCUACUAAAUUAGUUCAUGAACAAUUACAUACCAAUACUACAUACACCAC
Molecule: messenger RNA, 2849 nt
Organism: Etheostoma spectabile (orangethroat darter)
Lineage: Eukaryota; Metazoa; Chordata; Actinopteri; Perciformes; Percidae
Gene: slc26a2
Product: solute carrier family 26 member 2
Exons: 4
Coding region: 1-1614 (537 amino acids)
Biological process (GO): transmembrane transport
Cellular component (GO): membrane
Source: RefSeq, a predicted model, not a curated record